Messenger RNA from Stylophora pistillata, 933 nucleotides. Its product is annotated as transposable element P transposase. NCBI's taxonomy places the organism in Eukaryota, Metazoa, Cnidaria, Anthozoa, Scleractinia, Pocilloporidae. The record is from RefSeq and is a predicted model, not a curated record.
UAGGAAACCCGGAAAACUUCAAAGGGGUAACUUAUUGUUAUGGUUUUAGUGUGAUCACGUGGUUAUGACCGUGCACACGCUUUCAAGAUGGCGGCUGUCUUUCGAGAAGCGUGACUUUAUCAAGGACAAAUUUUAAAGUAUUUUAUGCUUCAAACGUAGUUUAAUCAAGAAUUUCUAAGAGAUAUGUAGUUUGACUAUUUAUAAAUCAUCAUGCCGGGAGAUAACUGUUCGGUUUUUGGUUGUGGAACCUCAAGAAGGACGAAAGGUGUUGGUAUCUGGAAACUGCCUGCACCGAAAGACGAGGGCCAUCGUAAAUGGAGAGAUGCUUGGCUCAGCGAGAUUACCAAGACAAGAACAGUUGAUGCAGUAUUCCGAAAAAAGAUCCAAAACGAUACUAUAUACACCUGCGAAAAGCACUUUCACCCUCAAGAUGUUGAAAUAUUUCAAUCCGAAAAGAUGAUCAAGAAAAAACCACGAUUUGGAGCGCUGCCAUUAUUAAACAUGCCGAAGCGAAGCCACGAAACGAAUAAACCUGUACCUCGACCUGCUCGAAGCGUGGUAACUACAGAAAGCGCGAAACCUGUGAAAUCAGCUUUUUAUAAAACCUUUGGCGAUUUGUGCAAGAGAGUACCAAGUUUAAAGAGCCUCAACGAGUGGAAUAUUCAGACAUCCAAGGAUAGACUGGUCAUUACAAAGAUGAAAGACAACCUUCUUCUCCCAGAAAAGGAACUUAUUGUUGACGACAGCCUGGGGUUCACAAUCAAGGUAUUUGGGUGCUUUCUUCCAGAAACUCACGAUAUUUACAUCAAGCAUCUAAGAUCGCUGAAUGUCCCAGUCAAUUUUAAUUGUUUUGGUCUAAAUGAUUUUUCUGUCCCAUUUACGACUAUCACUUCACUUGUUUAUAAAGACAAAGACAACAAGGGGAAAGGAUAA